Messenger RNA from Fraxinus pennsylvanica, 963 nucleotides. Lineage: Eukaryota; Viridiplantae; Streptophyta; Magnoliopsida; Lamiales; Oleaceae. The record is from the annotation of a GenBank genome assembly.
AUGACAGGGUCAGGGGGAGAAAAUGCAGAUGGAAAAUGGAGUGAGGAAAAGACUGAUGGAGGAGAGAGUGUGAGGACAGUGGUUUGUCUUAGAGGAAGAUUGCUUGCUGAAAGAAUAGCUUCAAGAAAUGCAAAAAUGGAGGCUGAACACUUGGGAAACAAGUUAAUUGAGCUGGAAAAUCUGUUGAAAAAAGAAGGCAAAUCAAGAAACAGGGCAGAGAAGAAGCUAAAAUCCCUAAUGAAAAAGCUUGAAUCCAAAAACAUUUCAUAUGAUUCAUCUGAAUCAGGCUUACUGGAUAGGAGUGACAUCACCUCUACAUCGUCAUCAUCUACAGCCUCUUCAAAAUCUGAAGAUAAAAUUUCGAAAAUUUCCCCAAUGAAAGAUUUUCCAGUGUGUUCAGUGGAGAAUAGCAAGUUACCAAUAGAGUUUGAUCAUUUGAAACGCAAUGAUUCCCAACCAAGUAUAUCCAGUGAAAGCCAUGGCAGCCCAGUAACUAAAAAGAACUGCACCUCAAGUGAACUGGAUAUCAAGCAAGGUCAUCACCGUCGAGGGACCGAAGCCGAGAGAUUCCCCUGUCCAGUCUUUAGAGCUGAUCCUUUUCUCGAAGUUAUGGAUCCAUGGUGUCAGAAUUCAGGAAGGACCAGUGAGUUUGAGUACAAUCAGAAUUAUAAUAUUGCAAGUACAGACGAGAGCGUGUACCCUUCUGCAGAAGAGGAGGUGAACCAAGAAAAUGAUCAAGAUCCAGAAAAGUACCAACAAAAUGAUGAAGAUGAGGAAAAUCAUGUAGAUAACUCGCUGGCAUUAGUCCUGGUCGAGAAGCAAGAGACGAAGCAAACCAUUGAUCCAGAGGUUCUUGAUGCUACUGUGAAAGAAGUGCUUGAUGCUUUAAGGCAUGCUAAAGAACAACUUCAAAGCUCAAUGGAGAGAAGACGUAGACACACGAACAUGAUUAAAGUUGGCUAG